Puccinia triticina is the source of this 1584-nucleotide messenger RNA. RefSeq lists its product as uncharacterized. Gene Ontology annotation, cellular component: nucleus. Gene Ontology annotation, biological process: regulation of mitotic cell cycle; protein phosphorylation. NCBI's taxonomy places the organism in Eukaryota, Fungi, Basidiomycota, Pucciniomycetes, Pucciniales, Pucciniaceae. The record is from RefSeq and is a predicted model, not a curated record. Gene Ontology annotation, molecular function: ATP binding; cyclin-dependent protein serine/threonine kinase activity. The transcript has 6 exons. The coding region runs from base 1 to 1584 and encodes 527 amino acids.
AUGUCCCGGAUCGAAGCCAACCCCCACAGCGGCGGCCGAGGGAGCCCCGAGUCCGAACCACUGCCGCCGGUCCCUAAAAUCAGAUUCACAAUCAGACCGAAGGCCGAAGUCCAUCGACCAUACGCGAAAAGGAAAAUCCAGCCAAAAGAUCCCCCAGGACGUUUCUUGAUGACUUCUAGUGCCACCCAAGUUAAAAAAUCGAAAUGGGACGAUAUGGAUGAUGACUCGACGCCAACCCACCAGAAAGCUGCAACCUCUUCCAGACCUUCCAAACGGUCGCGUAAAGCAGCUCUUUCGGGUGUCAAUGUCUCUAGAUCAGCAUCACCUUACAAAACAACCCCAUCAAAGAAUCAGUCCAACACCACAUCUUCUGAGAAUCCCCCACCUAUCCAGUCUACGAGCUCUGAUGCCUCACAUUUGAAUCCUUCAUACUUGAAUGGAGGACAAGAAGCAAAGAACACCGGAAUCUCAAUUCUAGGCCGCGCCUCACUUUCAAAGAAGAGCACUCCACUCAAUCGAUCUAAGCAGAUCCGUGAGCUUCACCCUCCAAUUCAAGGAUGUCGUUCCGUUUAUUGUUAUGAAAGACUCAAUCACAUAGAAGAAGGCUCUUAUGGCGUAGUCUUCAGGGCGCGUGACAAGGAAACGGGCGAAAUAGUCGCCCUGAAAAAGAUCAAGAUGGAUCAAGAGAAAAACGGAUUCCCGAUCACUAGUCUUCGAGAAAUUCAUACGUUGAUGAUGGCCCGCCAUGAAAACAUCGUCCACGUUCGAGAGAUCGUUGUUGGAGAUACUUUGACACAAAUCUUUAUCGUCAUGGAUUUUAUUGAACACGAUCUCAAAACUCUCCUGAGUACGAUGCGGUCCCCGUUCCUCGCCUCUGAAGUCAAGACGAUCUUGCUGCAACUCUUGUCUGCAACGGCAUUAUGUCAUAACAACUGGAUCAUACACCGAGAUCUGAAAACGUCCAAUCUGCUCAUGAACAAUCGAGGUCAAAUCAAGGUGGCUGAUUUUGGACUUGCCAGGACCUAUGGUGAUCCGCCGAUGGGAGACAUGACUCAGCUAGUAGUCACGCUAUGGUACAGAGCACCCGAGUUAUUACUUGGAGCUGAAUCGUAUACGACAGCCGUCGACUUGUGGAGCAUUGGAUGCAUUUUUGCUGAGCUUAUCCUACGCGAGCCACUCUUUCCGGGCGCAGGCGAAAUCGACCAGAUCGGAAAGAUCUUCAAAAUCUUGGGACGACCGACCGAAGAAAUUUGGCCUGGAUUGAAACUGUUGCCGAAUGCGUUGAAGUUCGACUUGAAUGCUAUCCAACCAUAUUCAACCCUAAGGCAAAAGUUUCGAUAUGUGACGGAAGCGGGAAUCGAUCUGAUGAACAAAUUACUAACCUAUGAUCCAAUCCAACGGAUCUCGGCUGAUGAGGCCCUCAAGCAUCCUUACUUUAACGAGACUCCACUCCCUAAACACCCCGAUGCAUUCCAGUCCUUCCCUUCAGUUGCUGCGGGAGAAAAGGCCAAAUUUGACUCUCCUUCUGCUCCCCAUCGAGAAGAAGGCCGAGCGCAAAGCAAUCGAUAUGACCUCAUUUUGUAA